This is a messenger RNA of Mastomys coucha (southern multimammate mouse), 2509 nucleotides long. RefSeq names its product zinc finger protein 764-like. Gene Ontology annotation, biological process: regulation of transcription by RNA polymerase II. NCBI's taxonomy places the organism in Eukaryota, Metazoa, Chordata, Mammalia, Rodentia, Muridae. Bases 176 to 1558 code for a protein of 460 amino acids. The transcript is spliced from 3 exons. The record is from RefSeq and is a predicted model, not a curated record. Gene Ontology annotation, molecular function: DNA-binding transcription factor activity, RNA polymerase II-specific; RNA polymerase II cis-regulatory region sequence-specific DNA binding. Gene Ontology annotation, cellular component: nucleus.
CGUCCUGAAAUCUCGGCUGUGCGCCUAUCAGUUUUCAAUUUUCAUCUUACGUUAGGGUGCUCGAGGAGCUGGUUCCUGUCCCUUCCCAGCCCUGGUAUCCGACAACGGGGACCACGGGCUGGGUCAGCGAUCCCGGGGGCGCUGGGCUGACCCGGGCUCUGUGCCGGGAGUCCACAUGGCACAGCAGAUUGCCCCGGGAAGGGCCUCCGCACGGCCUGCGUUCCGUAAGCCUGGGGCAGUGAGCUUCGCGGACGUGGCCGUGUACUUCUCCCCGGAGGAGUGGAGGUGUCUGCGGCCGGCGCAGAGAACCCUGUACCGGGAGGUGAUGCUCGAGACCUACGGUCUCCUGGGCUCUGUCGGAGUCGGAGGCGCCAAACCAGCGCUCAUCUGCUGGGUGGAGGAAGAGGACGAACUGUGGGGACCUGGUGCCCAGGAUCCAGAAGUGGCCAUGUGCAAGACAGAAGUCUACUCAGAUUGCAGACAUGAGGAGGAAAGGAAGAGACCAGGGGAAGAGACUGAAGCAAUCCAGAAGACAUUUUCUAUAGGAGCUGGGCCGAAGGAACCACAACUCUCAUUUGCUGGCCCCCCUAGCAACUUAGAUCUGCUGCCCAGGGACCCUCAACAGGGGCACCCCACCUCUAGUAGUGUUCAAGCCACGAUCUCAAGGGCAAAUCAGCGUCAUGGGUGCCAUGUGUGUGGGAAGAGUUUUGCCCAGCGGCCCACAUUGGUGGAGCACCUGUACACUCAUACGGGUGAAAAGCCAUUCCGUUGCCCAGACUGCAACAAAUGCUUCGGCCGGGCUUCCUCCCUGAGCAUGCACCGAGCCAUACACCAAAGGGAACGGUCUCAUCGCUGUCCUGACUGUGAGAAGUGUUUUUCCCAGCGGUCCACAUUGGUGGCGCACAUGUACACUCACACUGGUGAAAAGCCAUUCCGUUGCCCAGACUGCAACAAGUCCUUUGGUCGGGCAUCUUCCCUGAGCACGCACCGGGCCAUACACCGAGAGGAGCGGCCUCAUUGCUGUUCUUACUGUGGCCGGACCUUCACACAGCGCUCUGCACUCACCAGCCAUCUCCGCGUCCACACUGGGGAGAAGCCUUACUGUUGUGCUGACUGUGGACGCUGCUUCAGUCGGAGCUCAGGGCUCCAUGAGCACCAGCGGGUGGUACACAGCGGCAUGACCCCCUUUACCUGCACUCACUGUGGCAGAGCCUUUGCCGAUUCCAAAUAUCUUCGGCGCCACAUGCGCAUCCACACGGGUGAAAAGCCUUAUUCAUGCCCUGACUGUGGACGCUGCUUUCGCCAGGGCUCUGAAAUUGCAGCCCACAGGCGGAUCCACACUGGUGAGCGUCCCUACCCCUGCCCUCAGUGUGGCAGGCAAUUUCGCACAAAGUCAGCUAUGACAAGCCACCAGUGGGUCCAUCGGCCAGGAGCCAAAGGCCGCAGGGACAGAAAAGACAGUCAGUUAUCUAUAUCCCUGAGCGCUGGCCAAGUGGACCCGGAUCCACCUGUGGGCUUCCAGCAUUACCCAGAGAUAUUCCAGAAGUGUGGGUCUUAAAAGUGUCAACAUAGAGGGUGAAAUAUGUACAUUGUUUGAAGCCCAGAGCCUUGAACCUAUGGCAUCCUCCGGAAGUCACAGACGGUCUAGCUAGUGCUGGUCCUGGGCACAGGGUACAGUCAUCUAGGUGGUUACCAGAUUUGCACAUACUGGGAUCCUACUGCCGUCUCUGCGCCUAUUGGGCUGGGCUGGGAAACCCCACUAGAUCACCAUGUGAGAAGCAAGGGCAGUUAGUUUCCUGGCUCAGAAGUACUGAGAGGGUGGAGGUUGAAGAGAACCUUGUUGACGUCAUUGCGUCUUUAAUGCAGAGGCUAAAGUUGAUGGUUCUGUGUGAAUUGAGCCAUCUGCAGUCUCAGGGACUGAGUUACUGCUCAAGAGCCUGGUGUGGUGGUGCCUGCCUGUGAUUCCCACUCUGGGGAGGUAUAGACAGGAAGAUCAGGAAUUUCAUACCACUUUUGGGUCAUGUGAGACUGCAUCUAAAGAGGAUAUAUUAAUUGAGAAUUAAAAUUCAAAGUACCUCACCCUCCACCUCCGAGAUAUCUAGCUUCUCUUGAAGAAAAAAAAAAUCUGAAAUAAUCAGCCAAGCAAACAAAACAUGUUUGUUCUGUGUUCCAUUCUCAGUACGGCAAAUACUGGGUGUGCUGGCACAUGCCUAGGUUUCCAGCACUUGGUAGGGGGAAGGCACCAGGAGAUCGAGACUCUCAAGGCUGCCCUCAGUUACACACACACACACACACACACACACACACACACACACACACAAAACACAGGAGGGGGGAGGGGCACUCAGUAGGUAAGGACUACAAGUCCAGGGACCUGAUUUCUGAGGUGGGAGGAGGGAAGGCCUUCUUGAAGGUUGUCCUCUGGUGCUUUUUCGGGUUUUCUGAAGCAAGGAGGGCAUGUGGGUAAUUGUAUGGCAGAGGAGGGAAAUUGAAAAACCAAAGGAAAUGA